ACCACUGAUGCCUUUAAGUAUGCCAAUUCGCAGAACGGUCGAUGCCUACACUGAUAUCGCUGGAUACCAUUGUGUACAAGGCCCCGGCGCAUGGUGAGCCUGUCAGCCUGUCUUCCAUGACUUUCGAGAUGCUCUGCGUCGAAUGACUCGAAGCAGGAUUGGCAGAUGUGGAAGUGAUGCAGUCAUAACUCCCCGCGCACUAUACUCCUUCGCUUCUGCAAAGCGAAGUUGCACAGCAGAAAUCAGGCAGCGAGCGCACUCCGCGCCUGGAGAAGCUUUUCGUUUUCGUACUCACCCCUCAGGUGACGGAGCGGAGCCAAGGCCAGGGACGCGCAUCGCGACGCGAUUGGCUCACACGACUUGAAUCCUUCAUGAGUAACGGUGCGACGCGAGGAGCAUCAUAAGUCGUGGGAACUUCAUCUGCCUACAUAUAUGCUGGAAAUGAUAUUCGCAUUGUCGAGACCAGCGCAUCUGGUGCGAUUCCGCAACAAUGGAGAUCAAGGAAGCCGUUGCUUACACAUUCCUCCACCGCUACGCCUUCUACCUCUUGUACUACCCUAUUCUUGCGGCACUGGGACUGAUUGUCUUCAUCUUCGCUGUCAUCAUCGUUCUCACCUCAAUCCGCAUAUCACGCAGCCCCAAAGACAUUCCCUGGACUGGCCUUAAGAACAAGAACAUAUUUCCCAAACUACGCGCCUGCCUGCGCGAGAUCAUCGCAGGUCGUGAACCAUUCAACGAAGGCUACGAGCAAUUCUCCAAGAACGAUAGACCUUUCGUGAUACCAAAUUUGCUCUGGACCACUGUCAUUCUCCCACCUAGCCAGACGGCAUGGGUCGCGAGCCAGCCAGAACAUGUGCUCUCUGGGAAUGCAGUCCUGGAUGAAGCAAUGGGGCUGGAUUAUUUGGCACAUGGCCCUUCUGCUGACAGCGUGAGAGACUUCACUGUCAUUCGUCGUCGCUUGACGCGUCACAGUGGUAAGCUUGCUGGUGAAGUUCUCGAAGAGAUAGAGCUUGCUCUAGAUGAAGAACUUGGUGCGAAGGUCGAUGCUUCAAAGAAGGCCGACGUUGCAGAAGUCAAAGCGAUGGAGAUACUGCAAGCUGUCGCUUUUCGAGCUGCAAACAGGAUCUUUGUGGGCCCCUCACUGAGUCGGAGUAAGAGUUACAGAAAACGCAUACAGAGGUGGACCACGGCUUAUGGGCUCUGCACGAUCGUCAUGCGAUUCAUCAUUGCUUCUCCUUUGAAGCAGUUCUUCAUGCGUGUCGUGGCGAUCCCAACACAAGCCAUGCAAUGGCUCGCCACCAGCGAAGUGCGGGCGAUGGUAAAGCAGAGGCUAUCGCAGACGGAACAAGCACAAGAGCAGAAAAAUGACAUGAUGCAGUGGAUCAUCGAAACUAACGCACAGAAGAAUGAUGCCCGAGAGAUGGACCCUCACAACAUUGCGGGCAAGAUGAUCUUAUUCAAUCUCUUCGCCACCGGAACAACAAGCGCCAUGUCUGCACUCGUUCUCCAAGACAUUUUGCAUUACGAAGAUGCUGCCAAUCUGAUGGAAACAGUACGCCAAGAAGCACUAGAAUACCUCCCGCAAGUCCCCAACGAUCCUGUCGCGGCAUUGCGGUCCAUGACGAAGAUGGAUUCAGUCAUCAGAGAAUCUCUGCGUUUCAACCCCCUGGGAGCGCAAUCCAUGCUUCGCAAAGUCGUUGCCGAAGGAGGCGUUCAGAUCAAAACAUCAGAAGGACUCGUUCACCUCCCUCAGGGAACCCAUGUCGCGGUUCAAGCUGCCGCCCUCCACCGGGAUCCUGAGGUCUUCGGGCCCGACGCAGCAGAAUACAAACCUUUGCGACACUACCAACAGCAAACUGGUCCACGGCCCGAGAAGCUCGGCAUACAAACAGCCUCAGAGAACUCUCAACAACAAGCGAGUCAGACACUCGCAAUCCAGAUUUCCGAGUCUUUCCUCUCUUUCGGUCUUGGUCGACAUGCUUGUCCAGGAAGGUUCUUCGCCAUUAACACGAUGAAAUUGAUCCUUGGAGCUCUGUUGAUCAAAUACGAAAUUUUGCCUGCGGAGAAAGGUGAGGAGAAGAAGUCGUUGAAGAUUGGAGAAGCGAUUGUGCCGAGUGAGAAAUGGAUUGUGAAGCUCAAGAGAAGACAUGAGGAAAAGACUGAGAAACGGACGUAAUGAUCU
Messenger RNA from Cercospora beticola, 2182 nucleotides. RefSeq names its product cytochrome P450. The record is from RefSeq and is a predicted model, not a curated record. Gene Ontology annotation, molecular function: oxidoreductase activity, acting on paired donors, with incorporation or reduction of molecular oxygen; heme binding; iron ion binding. NCBI's taxonomy places the organism in Eukaryota, Fungi, Ascomycota, Dothideomycetes, Mycosphaerellales, Mycosphaerellaceae.